CUCGGCGGUUCUCGGGGAGCCCGAUCGCGCGGGGAAGGGCGAGCCGCACGGCCGGGGGCGGGGGCCGGGAAGCGCGCGGCCGGUCGUGCCGGCGGGGGCCCGCGAUGGCGGGGGCCUGGCUCAGGUGGGGACUCUUGCUCUGGGCAGGGCUGCUCCUGUCGUCCGCGCACGGCCGGGUGCGGAGGAUCACGUACGUGGUGCGCCCGGGCCCCGGCCUGGCGGCGGGCGCCUUGCCCCUGGGCGGGCCACCGCGCCCGCGGACCUUCAACGUCGCUCUGAACGCCAGGUACAGCCGCAGCUCGGCGGGCGCCCCGUCCGAGCGGACCCGGCGCACCAGCAAGCCGGGCGGCGCGGCCCUGCAGGGGCUCCGGCCGCCGCCACCACCGCCGCCGCCCGAGCCGGCGCGUCCCGGGAGCCCUGGCGGGCCGCUCCACCCCGCGCCCGCCGGUCAUCCGGCAGCCGCCCCGUUUGCCAAACAAGGCAGGCAAGUCAUGCGCUCCAAGGUGCCGCAGGAGACCCAGAGCGCCGCGGGCUCCAGGCUGCAGGUUCACCAGAAGCAGCAGCUGCAGGGGGUCAAUGUCUGUGGAGGGCAAUGCUGCCAUGGCUGGAGUAAGGCCCCUGGCUCCCAGAGGUGCACCAAACCAAGCUGUGUGCCGCCAUGCCAGAAUGGAGGGAUAUGUCUCCGGCCUCAGCUCUGUGUGUGUAAACCAGGGACCAAGGGAACAGCCUGCGAGAUAGCAGCUGCCCAGGACACCUCUUCACCAAUCUUUGGAGGGCAGAAUCCUGGGGCUGCCUCCUCUUGGGUCCCUCCUGAGCAAGCAGCAAAGCUUACUUCAUCCAAGAAGGCAGACACUCUACCAAGAGUCAGUCCUGUGGCCCAGAUGACCUUGACUCUCAAGCCGAAGCCCUCAGUAGGACUCUCCCAGCAGAUACAUUCUCAAGUGACACCCCUUUCCUCCCAGAAUGUGAUGAUUCAUCACGGCCAAACCCAGGAGUAUGUGCUCAAGCCUAAGUACUUUCAAGCCCAGAAGGUGAUCUCGGGAGAGCAGUCCACAGAAGGCUCAUUCCCAUUCAGAUAUGGGCAGGAUCAAGUCGCAGCACCUUUUCAGUUGAGUAACCACACUGGCCGCAUCAAGGUGGUCUUCACUCCAAGCAUCUGUAAAGUGACCUGCACCAAAGGCAGCUGUCAGAACAGCUGUGAGAAGGGGAACACCACCACUCUCAUUAGUGAGAAUGGCCAUGCUGCUGACACCCUGACGGCCACGAACUUCCGAGUGGUAAUUUGCCAUCUUCCAUGUAUGAAUGGGGGCCAGUGCAGUUCAAGGGACAAAUGUCAGUGCCCUCCAAAUUUCACAGGGAAGCUUUGUCAGAUCCCAGUCCAUGGCGCCAGUGCACCUAAACUCUAUCAGCAUUCCCAACAGCCAGGCAAAGCGUUGGGGACACAUGUCAUCCAUUCUACACAUACCUUGCCUCUAACCAUGACUAAUCAGCAAGGAGUCAAAGUGAAAUUUCCUCCCAACAUAGUCAAUAUCCAUGUGAAGCACCCUCCUGAGGCUUCUGUGCAGAUACAUCAGGUUUCAAGAAUUGAUGGCCCAACGGGCCAGAAGGUAAAAGACUCUCAAGCAGGCCAAGCCCAAGUGUCUUACCAGAGCCUUCCUGUCCAGAAGACCCAGACCGUGCAUUCCACGUACUCCCACCAGCAGGUUGUUCCACACAUCUACCCUGUGGCUGCUAAGACACAGCUUGGCCGAUGCUUCCAGGAAACCAUUGGGUCACAGUGUGGCAAAGCUCUCCCUGGCCUUUCAAAGCAAGAGGACUGCUGUGGAACCGUGGGUACCUCCUGGGGCUUUAACAAAUGCCAGAAGUGCCCCAAGAAGCCAUCUUAUCAUGGAUAUAAUCAAAUGAUGGAGUGUCUGCAAGGUUAUAAGCGGGUUAACAACACCUUUUGUCAAGAUAUUAAUGAAUGCCAGCUACAAGGCGUGUGCCCUAACGGUGAGUGUUUGAACACCAUGGGCAGCUAUCGAUGUACCUGCAAAAUGGGAUUUGGGCCGGACCCUACCUUUUCAAGUUGCAUUCCGGACCCCCCUGUGAUCGCGGAAGAAAAAGGGCCCUGUUACCGGCUGGUCAGUUCCGGAAGGCAGUGUCUGCACCCUCUGUCUGUUCACCUCACCAAGCAGCUAUGCUGUUGUAGCGUGGGCAAGGCAUGGGGCCCACACUGUGAGAAAUGUCCCCUUCCAGGCACAGCUGCUUUUAAGGAAAUCUGUCCUGGUGGAAUGGGUUAUACGGUUUCUGGCGUUCAUAGACGCAGGCCAAUCCAUCACCAUGUAGGUAAAGGACCUGUAUUUGUGAAGCCAAAGAACACUCAACCUGUUGCUAAAAGUACUCAUCCUCCACCUCUCCCAGCCAAGGAAGAGCCAGCGGAGGCCCUGACCUUCUCCCGGGAACACGGGCCAGGAGUGGCGGAACCUGAAGUGGCAACAGUGCCUCCUGAGAAGGAAAUACCUUCACUGGAUCAAGAGAAAACCAAACUUGAGCCUGGGCAACCCCAGCUUUCUCCAGGCAUUUCAACAGUUCAACUGCACCCACAGUUUCCAGUAGUGAUUGAGAAGAUGUCACCUCCUGUGCCUGUCGAAGUGGCUCCUGAGGCUUCAACAUCAAGUGCCAGCCAAGUGAUUGCUCCUACUCAAGUGACAGAAAUAAACGAAUGCACUGUGAACCCUGACAUCUGUGGAGCAGGGCAUUGCAUUAACCUGCCGGUGAGGUACACCUGUAUAUGCUACGAGGGCUACAGAUUCAGUGAGCAGCAGAGAAAGUGUGUUGAUAUUGAUGAAUGUGCUCAGGUGCAACACCUCUGCACCCAAGGACGCUGUGAAAACACCGAGGGAAGCUUCUUGUGCAUUUGCCCAGCAGGAUUUAUGGCCAGUGAGGAGGGUACCAACUGCAUAGACGUGGAUGAGUGCCUGAGGGCCGACGUGUGUGGGGAGGGCCGCUGCAUCAACACCAUGGGGGCCUUCCGGUGUGAGUACUGUGACAGUGGCUUCCGGAUGACCCGGGGAGGCCGUUGUGAGGAUAUUGAUGAGUGUUUAGUGCCAAAUACUUGUCCAGAUGAGCAAUGUGUGAAUUCUCCUGGAUCUUACCAGUGUGUCCCCUGCACAGAAGGAUUCCGAGGCUGGAAUGGGCAGUGCCUUGAUGUGGACGAGUGCCUAGAACCAAAUGUCUGCACGAAUGGCUCUUGUUCCAACCUUGAAGGCUCCUACAUGUGCUCAUGCCACAAAGGAUACAGCCCGACACCGGACCACAGACACUGUCAAGAUAUUGAUGAAUGUCAGCCAGGGAACCUCUGCAUGCACGGGCAGUGCAAGAACACUGAGGGUUCUUUCCGAUGUACCUGUGGCCAGGGGUACCAGCUGUCAGCAGCCAAAGACCAGUGUGAAGAUACUGACGAGUGCCAGCACCAUCACCUCUGCUCUCACGGCCAGUGCAGGAACACAGAGGGCUCCUUCCAGUGCGUGUGUGACCAGGGCUACAGGGCAUCUGCACUGGGAGACCACUGUCAAGAUAUCAAUGAAUGCUUGGAGGACAAUAGCGUUUGCCAGGGAGGAGACUGCAUUAACACUGAAGGCUCGUACGAUUGCAACUGUCCAGAGGGAUUCCAGCUAAAUGAAAGUAAAGAAUGUCAAGAUAUCAAUGAGUGUGAACAGCCAGGGCUCUGUGGGCCUCAGGGAGAGUGCUUAAACACAGCCGGGUCUUUCCACUGCGUCUGCGAACAGGGUUUCUCCAUCUCUGCCAAUGGCCGCACAUGUGAAGAUAUUGAUGAAUGUGUAAACAACACUGUGUGUGACAGUCACGGGUUUUGUGACAAUACAGCUGGCUCCUUCCGCUGCCUCUGUUAUCAGGGCUUUCGAGCCCCACAGGAUGGGCAAGGGUGUGUGGAUGUGAACGAAUGUGAACUGCUCAGUGGCGUGUGUGGGGAAGCCUUCUGUGAAAAUGUGGAAGGGUCCUUCCUGUGUGUGUGUGCUGAUGAAAACCAGGAGUACAGCCCCAUGACGGGGCAGUGCCGCUCCCGGACCCCUGAAGAUUUAGAUGUAGAUCAACCCAAAGAAGAAAAGAAAGAGUGCUAUUAUAAUCUCAAUGAUGCCAGUCUCUGUGACAAUGUGCUGGCCCCCAAUGUCACCAAACAAGAAUGUUGCUGUACUUCAGGCGCCGGGUGGGGAGAUAACUGUGAGAUCUUCCCCUGCCCAGUCCUAGGAACAGCUGAGUUCACCGAAAUGUGCCCUAGAGGGAAAGGUUUUGUUCCCACUGGAGAAUCUUCUUACGACAUUGGUGGUGAGAACUAUAAAGAUGCUGAUGAAUGCCUACUGUUUGGACAAGAAAUCUGCAAAAAUGGUUUCUGUUUGAACACUCAGCCUGGUUAUGAGUGCUACUGCAAGCAAGGAACAUACUAUGAUCCUGUCAGGUUACAGUGCUUUGAUAUGGAUGAAUGUCAAGACCCCAACAGUUGUAUUGAUGGCCAGUGUGUUAAUACAGAAGGCUCUUACAACUGCUUCUGUACACAUCCAUUGGUCCUGGAUGCUUCAGAAAAAAGAUGUGUCCGGCCAACUGAAUCAAAUGAACAAAUAGAAGAAACUGAUGUCUACCAAGAUCUGUGCUGGGAGCAUCUGAGUGACGAGUAUGUGUGCAGCCGUCCUCUGGUGGGCAAGCAGACGACAUACACAGAGUGCUGCUGUUUGUACGGAGAGGCCUGGGGCAUGCAGUGUGCCCUCUGCCCUAUGAAGGACUCAGAUGACUAUGCCCAGCUGUGUAACAUCCCCGUGACAGGACGCCGGCGACCGUAUGGACGCGAUGCUCUGGUGGACUUCAGUGAGCAGUACACUCCAGAGACGGAUCCUUACUUCAUUCAGGACCGUUUCUUAAACAGCUUUGAGGAGUUACAGGCUGAGGAAUGUGGUAUCCUCAACGGAUGUGAGAAUGGCCGCUGUGUGAGGGUCCAGGAAGGUUACACCUGUGAUUGCUUUGAUGGGUAUCACUUGGAUAUGGCCAAGAUGACUUGUGUUGAUGUAAAUGAAUGUGAUGAGUUGAACAACCGGAUGUCUCUCUGCAAAAAUGCCAAGUGCAUCAACACCGAAGGUUCCUACAAAUGUCUGUGUCUGCCAGGCUAUGUACCUUCUGACAAGCCCAACUACUGCACUCCAUUGAAUACCGCCUUGAAUUUAGAAAAAGACAGUGACCUGGAGUAAAAGAGAGUCUUCAUAACCUAAGCCCAUAUACUCUGCACUGUGUAAAGGAAAAGGGAGAAAUGUGUUAUACUUGAGACAUUGCACCUAACCCAGAAUGUUGGAGACCGCAUGGAGUGUGUAUCCUCCAAAGACAGUGAGAGGAUUUGGUACUGGUGUAACAGACCAAAUGGACAUUUCUCUGAAAACCAGUAUAUAUAGUCUGUUCAUAUGUAAAAUUCAGUGGAAAAGAGGCAAACAGUGCUGUUAUUUUAAACAGAAGGUUGUAUUAUUAUGGUUUUUUUUUACUAUUGCUUAAAUUUGACAUUUAAAUAGUGGUGGAAAUGUUUUAUAUAAUUUUCAUUUUUUGUUUGUGCAGUUCCUUGGCUACUGUUUUUCUUCUUCAGAUUUUUUUUAAAUCUCAAGUGCAAAAGUCUUUGAUAAAAUAUUGUUAAGCUGUAUUAUAAAUAUUGUGACACAGGGUUGUACUACUCUUUGCUUUGGAGCAUUUUUAAAAUUGAAAUUGUCCUGUGGAACAGGCAGUGAUUUUUGUUUCAAAAUUUUUAUACACAUUUGGAGGAAAAAAACCCUUUAUAUUUUCAGCAUAUUGUCUGAAUUUAAUGUCCAUUCUUAGCCAAGCUGCUAGCAGGUGUCAAUUGGAUCCCUGUCCUUCACUGAAAUGGAAGAACUCAAGAGCUUACAUUAGUAUUAUAAUAUGUAAAGGAAGCCCAGCAAAUUUUUUAAAUUUGAUGAUCCCCAAAAUAUUUACCAUUGUAUGUUAAAGCAAAAUAAAUCACCAGUUUUGUAGAAAAAAAAUCUACCUGAGAGUGACUGUCAAUGAGUGUACAGAUUGAAUCCCUGGCUUGCCCCACUUCCUGUCUUUUUAACCAAUGGUCCUCUAUG
Messenger RNA from Castor canadensis (American beaver), 6116 nucleotides. RefSeq names its product latent transforming growth factor beta binding protein 1 (gene Ltbp1). Gene Ontology annotation, molecular function: calcium ion binding. NCBI's taxonomy places the organism in Eukaryota, Metazoa, Chordata, Mammalia, Rodentia, Castoridae. The record is from RefSeq and is a predicted model, not a curated record.